Molecule: messenger RNA, 930 nt
Organism: Meloidogyne enterolobii
Lineage: Eukaryota; Metazoa; Nematoda; Chromadorea; Rhabditida; Meloidogynidae
Source: the annotation of a GenBank genome assembly
UGUAUAUGUUGGAAAAAACUCGGAUCGGGGUUUAAACUCUUCUUCGGAUUGGGUUCCGUUACGGGUCAUUGAGAGCCUGGGGAUUUGAGAGGUUAAAAGAGACAUUGGAGGUUCUUUAUAUGGAAAAAAGUUCCGUGGAAAAAAUAGGAUUUGGGUCGAAUCAUUCCGGGUUUGGGUAACCUCUUUAAAGCUAAAUUUUAAAGAGCGAUUAAAAUUAAAUUUAAAGGAGCGAUCUAUUUUGAAAAAUAAAAAUGAACAUUCACCAAUUGAUUCUACAGAAUUGCAAAAAAUUGAUCAAAAAGAGCAAAGGCGAAUAUACAGCGUUUCUAAAGAGACGAAAUUAUGGAACGUGAACCUUUUUUAAAAACAAAGAAAAAUACACAGAAAUCAAAAAAUCUCAAAAAUUUUAACAAAAAACAAAAGAAUCAACGCCCAAUUUCUCGUUGGAAAGCUCAAAGGGAUGGACUUUUACAUGAUGACAGUGAGGAUGAUUAUGAGGAUAGAUGAGGGAGACUAUCUUUAGGAAAUUUUUUGGUAAAAUGUUUAAAGACCUUUCCUAUAUUUUUUUGGUUGUGUGAAUUUAAUUUUUCUCUCGUUUUUUUAAUAUAAAUUUGAAAAAAAUUUUUUUAAUUUUUAUUUUGGAGAAUUUUAACAAAUAUAUAAGUAUCCGGAAAGAGGUAAAGAUAGACAAAAAAUACUGGCUGAAAGUGUUUAUAAAAAUCAGAAUUUUGGAUGAUUAGUUGUUGUAAAGUGGGUAUGACUGGGUCGAGAAGGAAGUCGAAUCGGAUUUUCUAAAUUUCCUUCAGGUCGGGUAUAGGGUCAAAAAAGUCAUGGUCUCUAUGAUUCGACUCGUCCCUGCUUGGAACUCCCCGAUUGGAACUAAAAUUCAAAAAUUGAACAUUUAUUCGAAUAGGAUUGUGCUUUUUCUAC